AUGGCCAAAUCCAAGAACUCGUCUCAACACAAUCAAGCCAAAAAGGCUCACAAGAACGGGAUCAAGAAGCCCAAGACCUUCAGAUAUCCAUCCCUCAAAGGCACGGAUCCCAAGUUUCGAAGAAAUCACAAACACGCCCUGCACGGAACAAUGAAGGCACUCAAGGAGGUGCGGGAAGGGAAGAGAGACGCUGCAUAA
Cladophialophora bantiana CBS 173.52 is the source of this 198-nucleotide messenger RNA. Its product is annotated as 60S ribosomal protein L29. Gene Ontology annotation, cellular component: ribosome; cytosolic large ribosomal subunit. NCBI's taxonomy places the organism in Eukaryota, Fungi, Ascomycota, Eurotiomycetes, Chaetothyriales, Herpotrichiellaceae. Gene Ontology annotation, molecular function: structural constituent of ribosome. Gene Ontology annotation, biological process: cytoplasmic translation. The coding region runs from base 1 to 198 and encodes 65 amino acids. The transcript is spliced from 3 exons. The record is from RefSeq and is a predicted model, not a curated record.